AUGCUGACCUUCACCCGCUCGGAGGAUGCAGGAACCGAGGAACAGCCCAGGUUUAUCUCUAGUUUCAUAUCAUGGCCAUCAGACUCAUCCAAAACUAAGCUUGAGUCCAAGCCAGACUCAUGGUCAGACUCCAUCGACUCAUGUCAAAGUCCUCGACCACGCCCACCCCACAGCCGCGCCUGGAUCAAAGGCGUCGUGGUCUGUUCCUGGAUCAUCGCGUUCGUCCUCUGUAUAAACAUCCUGCUGACCAUUAUCGCGGUGGGCAUUGCCUACUCCAAGAACGGCGAAACGGACCACUCCUUCGCAGCUCUAUACAGAGGGAAAUGCAAGCUCGCAAGGAACUGGGCAACGGGGCUGCACCUGGCCAUUAACGUUCUGAGCACGGUCAUGCUGGGGGCCAGUAACUACUGCAUGCAGUGUCUUGUAUCGCCGUCGCGGGCAGAGGCGGAUGAGGCGCAUAGCAAGAGGAGGUGGGUGUCCAUUGGGAUACCGAAUAUACUGGACUUGGUAUGGAGGCAGAGGGGCAAGAGACAGGUUUUGGGCUGCAUCUUGUUGGUGACCUCGUUGCCGAUUCAUUUGAUUUACAACUCGGCGAUAUUCUUCGUAUAUGGACCGAGUGAGUAUGCCGCUGUUAUGGCGCCACCUAGGCCCAUGAGUGACAAUGGGACGGAUCUCUGGAAUCACUGCCUCGACACCCGCGGUUUGAUGAACCAGACGACAUUGGCUGCUGAGAUGAGUCGGUCCGAUCUCGAGGUUCUUUCGACUAAAGAGUGCUUUGACACUUUCGCGCGAGACUUUGUCUCCGGGCAGAGAUUGGUUGUGCUGGUGACCAACGAUCCAAUGCCACCAGGAGAGCCCGUGGUGUUGAUGGGAAUGGGCAAUUCCGGUAACAUUAUUGACACUGAAAACAGCAAUUAUAUGUGGAUGUGUGGUAACCAUAACUGCACCAAAGAGUUUGCAAGUCAGAGGUGGGAUGGAGACGCAUGGAAUAUGGGGUCAGGGCCUUACGUCCAUGCGCAGGUUCCCACUAGCAACGGGUUGCUGGACAUGCCGGGCGUCUCUGAUAUGAAUGCAACUCGCACGGCGGAUUUAGAAAGGCUUUCUAAGUCGCUGUACAACUACGAAAAUGAGGACGAAGUGAAGAGUGACCUCAGCAAACCCGACGGCUGGCAUAAUACUUCGUUUCCAGACAGUGUCACUAUCCUGGGCCAUACGUCGACAUGUAGUAUGGCUCAAUUUGUCCCAAAAGAACAUCAGAGUAGGCAACAGAGCUAUCAUAUUGAGUACUGCUUGACAGGCCCAAAGGAGGAAACUUGUCAACUGGUUUUUAGCCCGCCGAUUUGUCUGGUCGUGAUCGGAUGCAAUUUGGUGAAGCUCAUCUGUGCGCUAUUUACAGCUCGAGAUGGCAGAGAUGAGGUGUUAGUUACGACAGGAGACGCAAUCGCAUCGUAUCUAACGUAUCCUGAUCGGACCACAGAGGGCACCUGUCUGCUUUCCAAGCCUCUAAUCGACAAGGGGAGCCAGGACUGGCAUAACAGGCCAAGACUGCUUGAAUGGAAGUCCGCGAUACCGAAAACUCCAGCAGCAUCAUCAAAGCACCCCUUGCAACUGGAAUCUCGAAAACGAUGGUUGGAAGCCGCGAGUACUGAGCGAUGGGUCCUCGCACUUGAACUAAUAAUCGGACUGGUUACCGUCGGAACCUACAUCCUAUCCACCAGUAUCGUCAAUUUUCAAGGAUCAUUUCCACGGACUAACAAGCCUCAAUCCAUCUGGGGUGCGGGAUUGGGGGAAGCACGUCCAUCGACAAUCAUGUCAGGGAUGCAACUGGAUCCUGGUGCCAGCAGCAGCAAGAUAUUCGGCAAGGCCCUGUUGCCUAACGCCCCCCAGCUCGUCGUUUCAAGCGGAUAUUUUAUGCUCAACUCCCUGGUAACCAUCAUGGUCGGUGCCAGCGAAUAUAACAGCUACGCGAAACAGGGCAAGCCGCUACGCGUAUCCUGGCCGCGCGGUGCCCAGCGAUCAACCUACUACCUGUCCCUUCCAUAUAGAUAUAGCAUCCCGAUGCUUGUGGUCUCCGCGUUCCUGCACUGGCUCGUUUCACAAAGCUUUUUCUUCGUACAGAUUGUUGCGUCGGAUAUCAAUGGUGUGGAGCGCGAAAUCAUCACAUGUGGAUACUCGCCCAUUGGGAUUACGUUCACGGUUGUCGUCGGUGUUUUGUUUCUUUUUUCAGUCUUGUUCAUUGGAUUGAGCCGCUUUAAAUCACCUAUGCCGCUGGCCGGACAGUGUAGUGCGGUCAUCAGUGCUGCUUGUCAUCCAAGCACGUCGAGUAUGGAUGAUGACGCGAACCAUGCGCUCAAGCCGGUGCAGUGGGGUGAAAUCCCAGGUUCCAGCUGGCCUUCACUGGAUAGCCCAAUCCAAAGCAGUGGAUAUCAGAAUCCUUUUGGCACUGGAGGAUCGGAGGUGUAUCAUUGUUCGUUCACAUCGGAGGAAGUAUUUGAGCCACAGAAGCGGCGGAAUUAUAUAUAA
Messenger RNA from Aspergillus puulaauensis, 2523 nucleotides. RefSeq lists its product as uncharacterized. The record is from RefSeq and is a predicted model, not a curated record. Bases 1 to 2523 code for a protein of 840 amino acids. Lineage: Eukaryota; Fungi; Ascomycota; Eurotiomycetes; Eurotiales; Aspergillaceae. The transcript is spliced from 3 exons.